This is a messenger RNA of Gongylonema pulchrum, 722 nucleotides long. NCBI's taxonomy places the organism in Eukaryota, Metazoa, Nematoda, Chromadorea, Rhabditida, Gongylonematidae. The record is from the annotation of a GenBank genome assembly.
CUGAGGGAAAUUUUGGAAGAAAAGAAUGAUAUCAAUUUAUACUCAGUGUUGCUGAGCUUGAUUUUGAAGUUCUCUGAAUUUAGGUACAGUUAUCUUCGAUUUCGUCGAAAACAAGUAGCCGACAAAUGUCCCACUGAUCCAUCGUACGUGCAUGUUAACAAUGCCUACGAACGGGCACUCGUUUUUAUGCACAAGAUGCCUCGAAUUUGGAUGGAGUAUGGCGAAUUUUUGAUUCAGCAGCGUUUUAUAACGCGAACAAGACGAGUGUUUGAUCGGGCUCUGAGGGCAUUGCCGGUCACUCAGCAUGAUCGCAUUUGGCCACUGUAUAUCAAAUUUGUCACCAGUCAUGAGAUUCCGGAAACAACUAUCAGAGUUUACAGGAGGUACCUCAAACUACUGCCAAAGCAUCGUGAGGACUUUGUUGAUUAUCUCCGUAAAAUUGAUCAUCUUGAUGAUGCAGCACAGCAACUUGCUAUCCUCGUAAAUGAUGAUAAACCUUACUCAGAACAUGGUAAAACUACUCAUCAGUUAUGGACAGAGCUGUGUGAAUUGAUAUCAAAAAAUCCAAUUAAAGUCCAUUCAUUAAACGUUGAUUCAAUAAUACGUCAGGGAAUACGAAGAUACAGUGAUCAAGUUGGAAUUCUUUGGUGCUCAUUGGCCGAAUACUAUAUCAGAAGCGGGCAUUUCGAAAAGCACCUGUAUUUCUUCGAGCAGAUAUAAUU